CUGACCUUCCGGCAAAAUCUACAUAAAAACAUAAACAAAACAAAAAAGACGCUGACCGCCCUAGAAGCCCAGAUCCGCAAUCACCGCGUCCAGCUCGUCCUGCAGAUUGGUGGCCCGGUGGCGCACCUGCACAAUUUGGUCCUGCAAAUUGUCGACGUUUGCCUGCAGCAGCACGUUGCACUUCUUCAUCGCCGCGAAGCGACUCUCGUGCUUCUUCACGCGCGGCUCCACGUUAGCCUUCUUCGCAGAGUUAGCCGCGUCCUACGGUGCAACAAAGGAAGGAAGGAAGGAAGAAAGCUGGUGAACAGCACAACCAAGCAGCAAGGAUGGCGGGGCGACUCAAUCAGCAGCAUGCCGCAUACGCGCAGCGCAGGGAGCAGGAGAACACUCGCGUUCAGGCCACGCAGGCGGUGAACCGCUACUACGACCACUGGGGCAAGGUGACGACGCGCUUCGAGAACUGGACCAACAAGGAGUACUACGAGAAGGCUGACAAGAAGCUGCAGAACCGCAAGAAUCAGAAGCAGAAGGACAUUGACCUCACAGAGCGCAAGGGCAGGCUGCGGGAGCUCCUGGACACGGAGAACGAGGCCUACGACAUCGAGAUGGGCCGCAAGCGUCGGCCCAGAGAGUACUCCGCGGACACGCAGCUGCUGGGGCGUGUCAAUCAGUCCCUGAAGGAGCAGGAGCAGCUCAAGCGAAAGCUCGAGAUGGAGGCCAAACUGUACGGCCGUUGGCGGCAUGGGGUGGACGACGAGAAGUUUCUCUACCAGUCCAAGUCCGACAACGAGGUGCUGGCGAAGCUCAAUUGGCUGGACAAACAGAUCGAGCAGCAGAAGGAGCGGGAGGAGCAGGAGGCAUUGAAUGCCGAGCGGAAGCUGCUGCUGCAGCAGGAGAUCAGCCGCACGGAGCUGGCACAGAAAGAGCGCCAGCAGAUCCAGGAGCAGCAGGUGAAGGAGAUCCGUGCGCUGCAGGAGUCGCACAUGGUGGAGCUGCGCCAGCGCCAGGUGGAGGCCGAGAAGCUCAAGGAGGAGGAGCAGCACUUCCGUCUGUUCAUCGGGGAGCUGGAGAAGGAGAAGCAGCUGCUGGAGGAGAGCACGGCCCUUGUCCUGCAGCGCCCCGACACCGGGCAGGCCUUCAACCUGAACAAGAUCAAGGUGUUCAUCCGCAACCGCAGCGAGGCGAGUCGCCGCCAGAUCUCGCUGUGCAUUAAUCUGCUCGAGCGCAUGGCCAAGUACGUGGUCCGCACCGAGGAGCUCCAUCCGCUGCUCGAGAAGUACAAGCAGCAGCUGGAGUCCGAGCAGCUGGCCUGCACCCAAAUCGAGGCCAUGUACGAGUCGGAGGCCAAGGCCAACCUCCAGCGCUGCGAGGAUAACUGGCGCGAGCAGCACUUGCAGCGCUACCAGGAGCUCUCGAAGCUCAUCGACACGGAGAAGGAGUGCCUGAGUGGGCUCCUGCAGGAGAAUGUCAGCCAGCAGCAGGCACUCUUGGAGCUCCGCAGCACACAUCUCUCUGGCAUCGAGCAGGCCACCAAGCAGCUGGAGCAGAUGAGCACCGGAGAGCAGGGAUCAGCAUCAUCUGACCCGAUUUCUGCGUCAUCCUCCACGGAUCUCUCUGCGGCGGAUGGGGAUCCAGCCGAGCAGAACGAUGUCCCCAAAGUGAGCAACUCGUUCUCGAACCUCAAUCUGGAUGUGUGGCAGGAUUUGCCGCCAGUGCGCGGCGGCAUCGACUCGCCGCGUCUCGACAAGACGCGCUCCAUGAAUGUCGUCACAUCGCAGUCUGCGAUGCCACCGAAGUUUGCCCGCAAGCGUGUGGCAUGGAACUAAAUGGGGGGGUUCCAAUGUUCCAUUUUAUAUAUUUUCUCUAUUGAAAUUUACCAAGUAUUAUUAAGGCUCCCUGUGUUUAGAGUUAGUUAUCCGUUUCCAUGUGUGUGUGUACGUGCAAGUCCCUAAACAAACACUUGUCCUACAGCCUGUAUCCCACACCCAUUUAUAGUUGAUAAGACUGAUAGAUAGGCACCCGUAGCGUAGCAAUAAAUCACCCAAAUGUUGCCCCAAAA
Molecule: messenger RNA, 2059 nt
Organism: Drosophila obscura
Lineage: Eukaryota; Metazoa; Arthropoda; Insecta; Diptera; Drosophilidae
Product: trichoplein keratin filament-binding protein
Exons: 2
Coding region: 327-1826 (499 amino acids)
Biological process (GO): apoptotic process
Cellular component (GO): keratin filament
Source: RefSeq, a predicted model, not a curated record